Stomoxys calcitrans (stable fly) is the source of this 3060-nucleotide messenger RNA. Its product is annotated as glutamine--fructose-6-phosphate aminotransferase [isomerizing] 2-like. Gene Ontology annotation, biological process: protein N-linked glycosylation; carbohydrate derivative biosynthetic process; fructose 6-phosphate metabolic process. The record is from RefSeq and is a predicted model, not a curated record. Gene Ontology annotation, molecular function: L-glutamine:D-fructose-6-phosphate transaminase (isomerizing) activity; carbohydrate derivative binding. NCBI's taxonomy places the organism in Eukaryota, Metazoa, Arthropoda, Insecta, Diptera, Muscidae. The coding region runs from base 694 to 2736 and encodes 680 amino acids. The transcript has 2 exons.
UUGCCUUGGUCUUCUGUUUCUGUUUUUCUUGCGUUUUGUUUUUUUAUUUUUCGGUAUUUAGACAAAAAAAUAUCUGUUUACUGAUAGUUCAUGUUUGUGAUCGCGGCUAAAACGUUACUUAAGGAAUUGAAUAACGUCAAACAAGUCAACGUAAACACUGUGUCAUUUGCUGUUGCAAUAAAAGUUUGUUUGUUGACAUUUUGUUUCAAAAGAAACACCUAGACAAAAAAUACUAAAACAGAAAUUGAAUCGCAGAAUUUCAGUUAAAAUUGCCAAAACUGCCUUUUCUUGUGUGCGCUGCUGAAGGUGCAGUUAAAUUAUGCUAAACUUUGAAUAAAUAACACGCAAUUUGUGUAAAGUCGUCGUAAUUAUUUGUGCUGAAUCGAAAUCUGCCGACAAACGAAGAAUAACAAAAUGAAAACGAAAGUAAAUACUGUGAUGAUGGCUCCUUUAUCAAUAACAAAUCAAAAAAAUUAAUUUAUCUCCCCCUCCAUCCUUUGCCUAUCCCCCUUUAUCUAUAUACAACUACUGAGGUGUCACUUUGUGGAACAAUAUCAAAAUUCAUGGAAUGGUACUCCUAGAUAGCACAUGUAGAGGAGAAGAGGGUGAGAGCGCAUAAUCAAUUUUUUUACUUAUAAUACCACCAGUGCACAAGUUACGCUGCAGCUGAGUUUGGAAGAAGUUCUUACUAAAAUGUGCGGAAUAUUUGCUUACUUGAAUUACUUGACCCCAAGAACACGUCAUGAGGUUUUGGAAUUAUUGGUAAACGGUUUGAAACGUCUGGAAUAUCGUGGAUAUGAUUCCACAGGUGUAGCCAUUGAUGGUCCGGGUGACUACAAUGACAUUAUGCUGGUCAAACGAAUUGGCAAAGUCAAGGUGUUGGAGGAUGCCAUACAGGAGCUGUGCUCCAGCGAGGACUUCUCCGCUGCAUUGAACACACAUGUCGGUAUUGCUCAUACCAGAUGGGCAACCCAUGGUGUGCCCUCCGAAUUGAAUUCACAUCCUCAGCGUUCUGAUUUGGACAAUAGUUUUGUGGUAGUCCAUAAUGGUAUUAUAACCAAUUAUAAGGAUGUAAAGACCCUGCUGGAGAAAAGGGGCUAUGUUUUUGAGUCGGACACUGACACAGAAGUAAUUGCGAAGCUCGUUCAUCACUUGUGGACGCAAAAUCCAUCGUAUACCUUCCGCGAAUUGGUGGAACAAACAAUUCAACAGUUGGAGGGAGCCUUUGCGGUGGCCUUCAAAUCCAAGGAAUUUCCUGGCGAAUGUGUUGCUUCACGCCGCGGCUCUCCCCUGCUGGUAGGCAUCAAGACCAAAACAUGUCUGGCCACAGAUCAUAUUCCCAUUUUGUAUGCCAAAGAACAUCGUCCUCAUGGCCAUAGUAAGCAGCAAUCAAUGUUGUCUGUUACUAGCACCGAAUCCCUUGCCGAAUUCAUGCCUUUGGACGAUACUGAAGUGGAAUAUUUUUUUUCCUCGGAUGCUUCGGCAAUUAUAGAGCACACCAAUCGUGUUGUCUAUUUGGAAGACGAUGAUGUGGCCGCCGUUAAGGCAGGUGCCUUGAGCAUCCAUCGUUUGAAAAGGUCAUUGAAUGAUGCCCAUGCUCGAGAAAUCACCACAUUGAAAACCGAAAUCCAACAGAUCAUGAAGGGCAACUAUGACUACUUUAUGUUGAAGGAAAUCUUCGAACAACCCGAGUCCGUGGUAAACACCAUGAGAGGUCGUGUGAAGUUCGAAUCACAAGACGUGCUGUUAGGAGGCAUCAAGCAAUAUAUACCGGAUAUAAAAAGGUGCAGGCGCAUAAUGCUGAUCGGAUGUGGCACCUCGUACCAUAGCGCGGUGGCUACUAGACAACUCUUGGAGGAGCUAACGGAAAUUGCUGUGAUUGUGGAAUUGGCUUCGGAUUUUCUGGAUCGUGCUACGCCCAUCUUUCGUGAUGACGUGUGUUUCUUUAUCUCGCAAUCUGGAGAAACUGCUGAUACUCUACUCGCCAUGAGGUACUGCAAGCAAAGAGGAGCUUUAGUUGUGGGCAUUACGAACACUGUGGGCAGUAGUAUUAGUCGCGAAACCCACUGUGGCAUUCAUAUUAAUGCCGGCCCUGAGAUAGGCGUUGCUUCUACCAAGGCAUAUACCUCACAAUUCAUUUCUUUGGUUAUGUUCGCCCUGGUAAUGUCCGAUGAUAGUUUAUCAAUUCAAUCUAGACGUCAAGAGAUCAUUAAAGGCCUGUGCAAAUUGGGCGAUCAAAUUAAGAAGGUAUUGGAAUUGGAUGCGAAAAUUCAUGAUUUAGCCAAGGAACUGUACUUGCACAAAUCACUGUUGAUAAUGGGACGUGGUUAUAACUAUGCCACAUGCCUUGAAGGUGCCUUAAAAAUCAAGGAAUUGGCAUACAUGCAUAGUGAAGGUAUACUGGCGGGAGAACUAAAACACGGUCCCCUCGCUUUAGUCGACGAUAAGAUGCCUGUUCUCAUGAUUGUUCUACGCGAUCCUGUCUAUACAAAAUGCAUGAAUGCCUUGCAGCAAGUCACUUCGCGCCAAGGACGUCCCAUUAUAAUCUGUGAGGAAGGUGAUGAAGAAACCAAAGCCUUUUCCUCCCGCAGCCUGGAAAUUCCCCGCACGGUCGAUUGCCUGCAAGGUAUUUUAACUGUCAUUCCCAUGCAAUUGCUGUCAUAUCACAUUGCUGUUUUGCGUGGAUGUGAUGUUGAUUGUCCUCGAAACUUGGCCAAAUCAGUGACUGUUGAGUGAACUACUACACCCCAUCACCACCUACCUAUCUUAUCGGGUCUGUGCUAAGUUUCACUUUCCCUUUCACCUUCAGAAAAUGCCGUACGUUAUCAAGCAAACGAAAUGGCAAAUUACUUUGAUGACAAAUAAUGAUGAAACUCUGAAAGUGAAAUCGGGAACUGCCCGGUAUUUACCAAUGGUUUUACAUUUUUGAGGUUGUUACUAUUAUUAUUAAAGAGCCCUCCUCUGUGCAUUUCCAAAAUCUAUGAUUGUAUAUUUAUUUUUCGCGUUUUUUGUUAAGAUAAGCUAAACUUUUUACCGUACGCUAUUUGUUGUCUAAAUAUC